CUGUUCAGCAAGUGCCAGGAUGUGACUGUGAAAACUACAGGAUGACCACAAACUGCUUUGUGAAUGGAAAUGGUCAGUGCCAGUGUACCUCCUACGGGACGCAGAAUCCUGUCAUUUGCACAACUUUGGCCUCCAAAUGUUUAGUGAUGAAGGCGGAAAUGACUCACUCAAAGUCCGGGAGGAGAGUGAAGCCUGAGGGAGCGAUCCAGAACAACGACGGGCUGUACGACCCCGACUGUGACGAGCGUGGGCUCUUCAAAGCCAAGCAGUGCAAUGGCACAGCCACGUGCUGGUGCGUGAACAGCGCCGGUGUGCGGAGGACCAACAAGGACACUGAGAUCCAGUGCUCCGAGACCGUGCGGACCUACUGGAUCAUCAUUGAAAUAAAACACAAAGAAAGACAACAGCCAUACAACCUUCAAAGCUUACAGACUGCACUUAAGGAAAUGAUCACAACCCGUUACCAGCUGAAUCCAAAAUUUAUUACAAAUAUUCUGUACGAGAAUGAUGUUAUCACUAUUGAUCUGAUGCAAAACUCUUCUCAGAAGACUCAGAAUGAUGUGGACAUAGCUGAUGUGGCUUAUUAUUUUGAAAAAGAUGUAAAAGGUGAAUCCUUGUUUCGUUCUAAGACGAUGGACCUGAGAGUAAAUGGGGAACAACUGGAUCUGGAUCCCGGUCAAACUUUAAUUUACUAUGUUGAUGAAAAACCUCCUGAAUUUUCAAUGCAGGGUCUAGCAGCAGGUGUUAUUGCUGUCAUUGUGGUUGUGAUAGUAGCAAUUAUCGCUGGAAUUGUUGUGCUGAUUAUUUCCAGAAAGAAGAAAAGAGCAAAGUACGAGAAGGCUGAGAUAAAGGAGAUGGGUGAGAUGCAUAGAGAACUCAGUGCAUAACUGCUGUCAUCUGAAGAUUAGCCCCAAAAUGGGGAAUGAGCAAAAGGGUUACUAAUGCCUGAACGUGGGACAAAAAGAUCUUUGAGUAUUGCUAUGUUGUUUGUGAACGUCACAUAUUUGUAAUAGAGAAACCUGUACUCAGAAUAUAAGCAGCUUGAAAUUGGUAUUAUCAAUCUUAAAGUCUGACCACAAGUGUCUUACAUAUGCAGGUCUAAUGUUAAAACCCCUUGGACUGCAGAGUUAAAAUAUGUGUAAUAUUGAACAGUAUGUUCAGUAUGCUUCCAUACUAGAGUCUGAAAGAUCACUGUCUUGUGAUUGAAAGCUGCCCUUCUAGUUAUGUUGAGUCUUGUUCUGUACAUAU
Molecule: messenger RNA, 1248 nt
Organism: Fukomys damarensis (Damara mole-rat)
Lineage: Eukaryota; Metazoa; Chordata; Mammalia; Rodentia; Bathyergidae
Gene: Epcam
Product: epithelial cell adhesion molecule
Exons: 9
Coding region: 42-887 (281 amino acids)
Cellular component (GO): membrane; bicellular tight junction
Molecular function (GO): cadherin binding involved in cell-cell adhesion
Source: RefSeq, a predicted model, not a curated record